Eurypyga helias (sunbittern) is the source of this 3168-nucleotide messenger RNA. RefSeq names its product multimerin 2 (gene MMRN2). Gene Ontology annotation, biological process: negative regulation of vascular endothelial growth factor receptor signaling pathway; negative regulation of cell migration involved in sprouting angiogenesis. Gene Ontology annotation, molecular function: protein binding. Lineage: Eukaryota; Metazoa; Chordata; Aves; Eurypygiformes; Eurypygidae. The transcript is spliced from 7 exons. The record is from RefSeq and is a predicted model, not a curated record. Bases 1 to 3054 code for a protein of 1017 amino acids.
AUGCUAGUGCAGCUUUUGCUCCUCUGUAACACAAUAGGGUUGGCAAAGCUGGUCGGACACCCCGACCAUCACGGGUAUCAUGACGGUUCGGUGCACCGCUCAAAGCCACCGGUUCACGAGACCUCUGCAUACCCGCAGAGGACUCCUCUACCGCACGGGGAAGGAGGUUACUGGAAGGCAGAAGGGCUCAGGGAGGAUACUCAAGAUUACCCUUCAAGUGUGAUCUCCGCACAUCAGGAACAGAGAGAGGAUUUUGAAGCUGUAAGCCCGCAGUCCCGAAAUGGGAACUGGUGUUCCUUCACGCAGUCCCGGCUGGUCACAUACAUAGAAGCCUGCAUGAAGGAGAAGUACAUUGUCAACUCCCAACAGCCCUGUCCAAACGGGGCACCAGAAUGCCAGAAGAUCAUGUACAGGACCGCACUGAAGCCAGUCUAUCAGGUGAAACAGAAGGUUUUGAAGUCUUUGCAGUGGAAAUGCUGCCCUGGGUUUAUCGGCAAGGACUGUGAACAGCAUGAUCCCAAUUUCAUUCCGGUGCCAGGAAGUCAAACUGAAGGGCUGGAAGAAGAAUUCUCAAACCACAUGUCAACACCAGUGGAUGCAAGAGAAAUGUUGGAAGUCAUUCAAAAUCAUGAGGCAUUACUGGAUGAUCUUCAAAGUGAUAUUCAUCAAGCAGUCAGCAACUUAGGUGACUUACAGAGAAUAUUUGAAACCAACGGUACGAGCAUGGUGUUAGAAGUGAACCAGAGCAAUUCAGAUCUACAGGAAAGGCUUCUGCAGCAAGUUUUGUUUCCCCAUGUGGAGAAUUUUCUAAGGAAACAUUUUAACCCAAUGUGGGCAAGCUUCAACCGAAGCUUGCAGAACCUCUCGAACAUGGUAAGAAACCUGUCCCAUGACGUGGAAAACAACAAGCAAAGCAUAGAAAGACUCCAAGAGAGCUCUGUGCCCAGGAAGGAAUUCCAGGAGCUGGGAACUAAGUUUGAAUCAAAAGUCCAGGAAAACGUAGUGAAAGUCGAUCAGGUGAAAAGAGAUAUAGAGAAUCAAUUGCAAAUGCAACAGGCCAGCAUUCGCUAUAAUCUCACCAUGAUCAAGGCAGAUACUGACACAAAGCUCAAGAAGUUCCACAAGGUACAGCAAUCUCAUUUCUUAGCUUUGAACAACAGCAUAGCAAAUGUGAAACAAGAGCAACACAACCUUGAAAAUAAAUUUGAGACUUUGAAAAAAAAUUUAACAGAACUGUCCUCACAUCAUGGUCCCAAGGAUGAAAAUACUCAGUUAGCCAUCAGACAAAUAAACGAUAUUUUGGGAGGGCAUACAAAGCAGCUGAAAGAACUUUACAUGGAGUCAGAUGUGGCCUUUCAGAAUAUUGAAGUUUUAGAGAGGUGGUUUAAGGAGUUAAAAAAAAAUAUCUCAAAGUACAGGUCAGAAGAUCUUACAGUAACUUUAAUGGAAAAAUCCCUUCUUAUGGAAGAAAACAAAGCAGCAAUGGAAAGGCAGAUGGCAGAGCUCAACUACACUCUCUCAAAUCUUCGGGAAAACUAUUCAGAUCUGCUGAGGUACAUGGAGGAAUGUAAUUGCCAGAAAAUACCUUCUGAUGCUGAUGUACUGGAGGAAGAUUUGAAGAAUAUCACAUACUCCCUUGAGGGCACCCAAUCAAGCUUAAAGGAUAUGAAGCACUUGGAGUCAGUUUUCAGAGAGCUCUUGAGGAAUGAAAUCGAAGAGCUCACCUCAGCUUUUCCAUCUAUCCAUCAGUCCCUUAAUCUCCGUCAAGAAGAGAACAGACAGCUUCAGUCACAGGUUAUGGCUUUUUCAGACGACAUAGGCUUCUUGAAGAAGAAAGAUGAAGAAAUCCAUAGACACAUCAGGUAUCUCAACAGUUCCUUUGGGUCUCUCUUGGAAGAUGCCAUGCGGCAUGAAGCAGCACUGGAGGCUUUACUGGGAGAAGAAUUUAUGGAAGUCUUGUUUGAAGAAAAUCCUAGCAUCCUAAUAACGUCAGUGUUUCAGCUGCAAGAAUCUCUCAGACAUAUCUCAGACAAGCUUCAAAACCAAAAUGUGACUUUAGAAUCUCUUAUGAAGAGACUCCAUCUCUCAGAGAGAGGACAACAAAAUCAUCAGGAUGCCCGUACACCUCCUAAGCAUCCCAAAGAAGAAACGCAAACAUCCUCUACUCUAGAUGAAGUCAGCAGUCAACGCAGCAUCGUAGAACACAUGGAACCUAACUAUGAGGCUGCCAAAGAUGACUCCUUGGAUAGCUCAGCUUACAAUGAUAUCAUGACUUUGAAGAAUGACAUCAAACACCUGAGCCUGGCAAUCAAGAGGGCCGAAUCCAGAAGUGACAUCAAUCGCUGCUGCAAUCAUACAAUAGCAAACGUAAUCGAGCCGCUCAACAUCUCUGUGGAAGUUCUCUCCGCGGAUUUAGCCACCAUCAAGCAGAAGCUGGAGGAACACCUGCUGAUUUUUAAAAAGUUAUUCGGAAGCAAUGAAGAACUAGUCGUCUCAAAUGUAAGUCUGGACGUAACAAAGAUUCAGUCAAUGCUGACUAGGAAAGUGAGAAGGCAGCACAAAGGUCAGGAUAAGCAAAGAGACAAGAGAAAGCCUGAGAAGCACCGAGAAAAUAUGCAGACAAUAAGUGGAAGAAAUACAGUGCAGACAGAACUUUUGGAAAAAGACUCACUGGUGGCAUUCCAUGUGGGAUUCUCAGAAAGAAAGGAUAAAGAAAAGACUCUGAGGUUUAAUGAAACUUACCUCAAUUAUGGAAACAGCUAUUUCCCUGAACACGGCUACUUCAAAGCACCGCAUAAAGGUGUCUACCUGUUUGUCAUCUCCGUGGAGUUUAGCACAGGACCAGCAUUAGGACAACUCUCCUUUAGCCGUGGGUACAAAAGAACUCUGUCGAGUAGCCAGAGGAGAACACCAAAUGGAAACACCAUGACUACUUUUGCUAUGGCAGAAAUGGAGAAGGGGGAGAGAGUAUGCUUUGAAUUGCUGCAGGGCUCUGUAGUGAAACGGAGUCCCCCUGGGACAACAAUGGGUGGAUUUCUACUAUUUAAAACUUGAACAGGGACAUUUUGUUUUAUUGAUGUCCUUCCAUAGAUGCAAUGGAUCCAUUCACUAUUGCUUCAUCUGUGAUGUAUUCAAUCCUACUGCAUGUGUUUAAACAUAGCACUACCC